Aphanomyces invadans is the source of this 2563-nucleotide messenger RNA. RefSeq lists its product as hypothetical. Bases 33 to 2507 code for a protein of 824 amino acids. Gene Ontology annotation, molecular function: DNA replication origin binding. Gene Ontology annotation, biological process: DNA replication initiation; DNA replication. Lineage: Eukaryota; Oomycota; Saprolegniomycetes; Saprolegniales; Verrucalvaceae. The transcript is spliced from 6 exons. Gene Ontology annotation, cellular component: nuclear origin of replication recognition complex; nuclear pre-replicative complex; DNA replication preinitiation complex. The record is from RefSeq and is a predicted model, not a curated record.
CCCUCUGUACAUCCCGCAUCGACAGCGCCGAGAUGGAACAUGUCGACCUGAGCACGGGAAUGACAUGGCACCCAGCGGAAACGAAGAAAAGAAAGCAUGCAUCAGCAUCCGCGGCAAUGCCGUCUUCUUCGUCGUCUCCAUCGUUGACGAACUUUGCGUUCCAGUGUGCAUUUGAUCAAACUCAAGCCGCGGUCAACUCGGUGCUCCAAAAAGCCAACCAUGCAUGUUUCGACCAAGUGCUCGAUUCAUUCGUAGAACGAUCGAGUUCGUCCGUGGAUCCGCAUCUCCUGCCUCUCCAGCCCUUCCCGGUCGCCGCCGUGAUCGCAGGAACGGACGCCGGGGCCGCGUCCAGUGCGUUAUGGACCGAACCGCUGAUCCGCCGGCUCAAGUACCGCUUUCCAUUUGUCGUGAGCGUUCAGCGCCAGUUCACAAACGGGCGACAACUACUCGAGUACGUGGCGAACGCGGUGUUCGUUGAAGCCCAAAACCGGACGAUGGAGGGCCAGUGGCUCCAGAUCGAGUUGCAGCGCCAAAAAAAGCAGUUGACGUCGCGGCGGUCGUAUCGAUUGCCCGCCGCGCGCAGCUCCGACGUCCCUGUCAUGAAGUGGGACACCGUUGCAGCCAUCUUGCGCCGCGUACACGAUGUCGUCGAGCCCGUCAUGCAGCAGUCCGACGACGUCACGAUUCAAACCGAGAUGCUGCACUUGGAGCUCCAAAGUGCCGCAGACGUCGCGAUCGCUGAGUGCCAGGCCAAGUUCGACGCAAGCUGCGAGUGCCUCGACCGGCUUCUGCAAGACUCCACCGAUCGACUGCAGUACCUUCGGAAACUCGUGGGAGUGGGUACUGGCACCGAGCGCAAGCUUAUGCAACUGCAUCAGUGGCUUGUCGACAAAUAUCGGAACGUUGUCGAGCACGAGCUCAAGCUGGAAAUCCACGACGCAGCCCGCCUAAAGCUUCGACGAAUCCUUCGCAAGAUCGUGACCACCCAUUCUAUCGACAAAAGUGUCGCUGCUCCCGAGAUGUUGCAGGACGGCGCGGCGGCGCCGCUGUGCGUCCCAACAGUCAUCCUUGUGGUGGACCAGUUUGAAUCGAUCGACGAGAUCGUUUUUGGCGACUUUUUGCACAUGUGGCGAGACCACACGACGACAACGUCGGCUGCGUCAUCGCCAAUGCUCCUGCGCCUGGGCCUUGUGCUCGGCUUCAGCUCGCCGUUCUCGCCAUCGUAUCGCCGCAUGCCGCAUGCGAUUGCGUCGAUGGUGUCGGUGCGACCGAUCGUCCUCGAGGAUUCGUUCAAGAACUUCCACGACAUUUGCCAGACACUCGUGCUUUCUGGCACGUUCCCCAUCACCGUGUCCGGCGCGGUCUUCCUGUGGCUCCACACAACCUUCUCUCAAACCCACUCGAUCGAUGGAUUCCUCGCCGCGCUCAAGCUCAUUUUGUACCAGCACGUUGCGCCAACAUGGGCAUCUCGAACGACGUCGGUGUUGGACCGUCAUCGAGUGCUGGCGCUAUUUCCACUGCCAAAGGACGCCGCCGCCGCGCAUGGACUUCCAUCCACCGUCCAAAGCUACGUCCAGUCGCUGUCGGAUGCAGAGUCCUCGGCCCUGGAACAUGCACUUCGCCGACAAAACCAUGAAGGCGUGUCGUGUGAUGGCGGCGACGACGGCAGCGCGGAGGCGGUCGUGGCGGCGACUCUCGACCGCGUGCACCAGUGGAAGCAAUUGUGGCAGUGCAUGUGGAAUUGUGUCGACAUGACGUGGCACAUGUGCACAACGUUCGAGCCGUCGUGGACGAAGUUGAAGGCGACGGCGGUCGCGCUGGCGCUGGACGGUCACCUGGCCGGGUCGGUCGUCGCGCAGCACAUGCAAGCAUUCUUGCUUCAUCACGUGGGAAUUCGGGCCAUGCACUCGUUGGUGCUAGAGUGGAGGCAGUGUAUAGCGAGGUUUGAAAUGGAUGGUUGCGACGCGCCGGCACUGACCGAAGUUGCGUCCGCGAUCCACGACAUGGUCGAGGUCCUGGCGUUUGUCCAGGAGACAAGCGAAUCGGACGAGACAGCCAAGAUGAUCCCGGAAGUGCGGCGGGACGUAUGGAGCCUCCUGAGCCGACGGAUGUUACCGUGCUUGAGCCCGGCGCUGCCCGCAGCGUGCGCGCCGCUGGGCUGCGUCUUCUACUUCGACGAUGUCGAGGUUUUGGAGACGCACCUGGCGUCGCACAUGGAGACUGCGAUGGCGGCAGCGAUGGAAGCGAAGCACCCGCCAGGCUCAUUUGGCCACGAUUUGCACAUCCUCCAUACGUUUUACAGGCACACGGCCGGGAUGUGGAUCAGCGUCGCCGAGUGGCUGGAGGAUUUUCAGACCAAGUGCAGCGGUGGGGCCGCGCCAUCCAAGACGACCAAGGACGCGUCCAAGGUGCGCUUCCUCCGAGGCGUUGCCGCCAUGCAGCACCUCGGGUUUGUCCGACAAGUGGGUAAUGGGGACGACUACGUUGAGAAAAUGUUGUUCUUGUAAAGAAGACGAGGAUGGCGUGCGAUGGAGUCGCCAGAUGCGGCAUGCUAUGCAUACCC